Anolis carolinensis (green anole) is the source of this 1148-nucleotide messenger RNA. It is a transcript of the gene cfap90, whose product is annotated as cilia and flagella associated protein 90. Bases 82 to 570 code for a protein of 162 amino acids. The transcript is spliced from 3 exons. Lineage: Eukaryota; Metazoa; Chordata; Lepidosauria; Squamata; Anolidae. The record is from RefSeq and is a predicted model, not a curated record.
GAACUCGGCAGACAUACAAGCUGAGAGAAAGCUGUGUUGGGAGUCCAGAAGCCAGCCAGCCACUUCAAGCUUGGCUGGGGAAUGCUAGAAAUCCAAAAUGGGAAGGAAGGGGAAGCCGAGGAGGAGGAGGAAGAAGUGGAGGAACUGGGAGGCAUCAAUGAGAAACUAAUAAGGCAGCAUAAACUCCCACUCUCUGCACAGUCAGCCUUCAGCUACAUUCCACCCCGACGUAUGGAUCCUCCAGAACUCAGCUAUUUCCACCAAGACAGUAAGCCAGGAAUUGUUUCGGUAUAUGACUGCAUCUAUAAAAGACCUGCUGGCUAUGAUCAAAAACUUCAUCGGUGUGACAGGGAGCAUGCAAAAAGCAGGGGACUUCGUAUUAAUGAGGAGGAAAAAGCAAGGCCUGUAGCUGUCUUGUCGUCUUCUGAGUACGGGUGGCGUUUAGACAAGCCUGUGGAGGAGAUCAAUCGAGACCACGUUCGCAUUAACCAUAUACAAGCAGAAUUCUACAGGAAAAAUCAAAUUGCUUGCUUGAGUAAAAAAUGCACCAGAGGUGGCGAUCCAACCUAAAGCUUGUCUGCCAUGAGCAAAUAAGACCUCCAUUUAACUCCCUGUAGUGUACUACUGUCAAUUAAAAUGUAAUAACAUCAGCCCCAUGACUUUACUCUAGGGUUUUGAGCUGUCAUAUAAAUAUUUACUAUCUGCUUGUAGGCCAACACAUGGAUACUUAAACUAGGUGGGCGCACUGAAAAAACAAAUCCCUUUUAUGGAAAUAAUUUCAGUCUUUUGUGAGUAUUACUGAUUGAUUUCAUACCCUUCCUAUAGGUACAACAUUGUACAAGCUGCUAAUUGCACAAGUGUCCAAAUAGAAGUGUUAAAAUAAGUCUGGGGCAUCCUUUGUUUAGAGUCGUUAACUGCCCUUGGUUGAUUCAUGUCUGGAAAUCCUCUGUGACUGGAUUUUGCCUUGUUUCACUGUAUCGCCUCAAAGUGCAGUUCCAAGUUUUUGCAUUCUUGUGAUUUGAUUCAUGAAACUGAGUGUCACCUGUACUGAGCAACUCGCGAGUUUCUGGAUUUGUCUUUUGGAUUGUAUUUUUUAUUGUACCUUUUCCUAUCUUUUAUAUUUUUCUUAAUAAACUUUACUUAGUGGA